CGUUAACCACUCUACUUCACCAAGCUUAGUAGAUAUAGAGGAUCUUAUACACAACUUCUUGAUAAUCAACUUAGAGUAUUCAAUGCGCCAGAAGGAUGGUUGGAAGGAUAUUGAAGCUACAAUUCACUGUGCUGAAUGGCUCUCUAUAGUUGGUGGUUCUAGUACAGGAGAUCAACGAAUUAGACGUGAGGAAUCCUUGCCUAUUUUCAAGAGAAGGCUUCUGUGUGGUUUGCUGGACUUUGCUGCUAGAGAAUUACAAGUUCAGACUCAAGUUAUUGCUGCAGCAGCUGCUGGUGUUGCAGCCGAGGGGUUAUCCCCAAAAGAGGCAAAAGUGGAAGCAGAGAAUGCUGCACAGCUCUCUGUGGCUCUUGUAGAGAAUGCAAUAGUGAUGUUGAUGCUUGUUGAAGAUCAUUUACGAUUGCAAAGCAAAUUAUCUAAUGCAUCAAGGGCCACUGAUAUUUCCCCUGCUCCCCUUUCUCUUGUAUCUCCGUUGGGUAAUUGCUCAAAUUCAUCAACAAAUAUUGGAGAGUCAUCAGAACCUAUGGAUGACCGUUGAUCAUUGUUCAGUGAUUCUGCUGGACUCCCUCUUGAUGUGCUUGCUUCUAUGGCUGAUGCUAAUGGUCAAAUUAUCUGCUGCAGUUAUGGAGCGUCUGACUGCUGCAGCUGCAGCUGAGCCUUAUGAAUCUGUUUCCUGUGCUUUUGUGUCUUACGGUAGCUGUGCAGUUGAUUUAGCGGAGGGUUGGAAAUUUAGGAGCCAGAUAUGGUAUGGUGUCGGCCUUCCAUCAAAAGCCUCUGUCCUUGGUGGUGGAGGUAGUGGCUGGGAAUGCUGGAAGUCUGCUUUGGAAAAAGAUGCAAA
Messenger RNA from Syzygium oleosum, 856 nucleotides. Its product is annotated as BEACH domain-containing protein C1-like. NCBI's taxonomy places the organism in Eukaryota, Viridiplantae, Streptophyta, Magnoliopsida, Myrtales, Myrtaceae. Bases 83 to 556 code for a protein of 157 amino acids. The transcript has 5 exons. The record is from RefSeq and is a predicted model, not a curated record.